UAUUACUAAAUCCACCAUCAUGCACUAUGUGGGUACACAUGCUUCUAGUGGCGCACAGCAGUCUUUGUUCAGUUUCUUUCACCGAGUUCUUCAUCUCAAACCAUGGUUAAAGCUGUUCUUACUGCCCCAGAGCCAGAUACUGUCGUGCAGCCCAUAUAUCAGUACUCCGACGAGCAAAAAGCCCAUAUUAAAGCAUUACGCGAGUAUGCAGAUACCUUGCUUCUGGAUACAUCAGAUCCAUAUCAUAAGUGGGAGCUGCGAUGGUUGAACAAACCAGAUACCAUGCCUCGGUAUAUGCGUGCGGCAAAAUGGAAACUCCCGGACGCGAAGCGUAGAAUAGAGGGAACCAUCAAAUGGAGGAGAGACUUCCAACCGGAGCUAAUCAAACCUGAUGACGUGAAGAUAGAAGCCGAGACAGGCAAGAUCCUCUUAAAUGGGUUCGAUAAAGAUGGCAGGCCCAUCAUCUACAUGCGUCCUGGUCGUGAAAAUACCGAAACUAGUCCUAGGCAGUUGAGACACCUCGUCUGGUGGCUAGAACGUGCAAAAGACUUUAUGCCCCCAGGACAAGAGACGCUGGUCAUCCUUGUAGAUUACAAGUCCACGACACUUCGCACCAACCCUUCGAUAUCCGUUGCCAGUAAAGUACUCACGAUCCUUCAGCAGCACUACGUAGAGACCCUCGGUCGCGCAAUCAUCACCAAUCUCCCGAUGUUGCUUAAUUUCUUCUACAAAGGCAUUUCGCCGUUCUUGGAUCCUGUCACCCGGGACAAGAUGAGGUUUAAUCCUGAUCUUCUUGACCUCAUCCCAAAGUCACAGCUAGACUCCGACUUUGGAGGGGAUUUUGAUUUCGAGUUCGAUCACGAGACAUACUGGAAGCAAAUCGUGGAUUUCUGCGGCAUUGCUGAAGAUGGCACCCGCUUAGAAGGCUAUUUCGAUGGACCAAAGAACAUCCAUGCACAAUUGCCUUUACAGCAGUCUGACGCGGAUACUGAACUCGGUACUGCAUCACCUACUUCCACCUCGUCCACCAUUACAUCUGUUGCGUCUGCUAGCGAGGCUGAGGCGCUUUCCUCAGCUAAAGUGACACCCGCUGCCCCUGGGUUAGUUGAGGCGUCGUAGAUCACUCAGAUGGAUUUUUAUUCGUUUAUAAUUGCCCGCUAUAUACACAGCACUGUCCUUUAAUACAGAAGCGUUUGUAGAAUAAAGUCUUCGAAUUCUUGCCGCCGAUAUUACGAGCAGUCUCACCAAGUCACUAGCAGCCUUCUGGAGCCUUCUGGAUGCCUCAGCGCUCGACGUUCAACGCUUGGCCGCAUUGCAAAGCACUGAGGCAGGCCCUGGCAGAAGUUGAAACUUUCGAUGGAAUUAAUUUAACCGGUCACCACAUUACAUGAUCAGGGACAUCGUCCAAUCCAACUGGCAGAACCCGGAGUUUGC
This is a messenger RNA of Suillus clintonianus, 1434 nucleotides long. RefSeq names its product CRAL TRIO domain-containing protein. Gene Ontology annotation, molecular function: phosphatidylinositol transfer activity. The coding region runs from base 103 to 1119 and encodes 338 amino acids. Lineage: Eukaryota; Fungi; Basidiomycota; Agaricomycetes; Boletales; Suillaceae. The record is from RefSeq and is a predicted model, not a curated record. The transcript has 8 exons.